This is a messenger RNA of Seriola aureovittata, 3957 nucleotides long. Its product is annotated as alpha-2 adrenergic receptor. The record is from RefSeq and is a predicted model, not a curated record. Gene Ontology annotation, molecular function: alpha2-adrenergic receptor activity. Gene Ontology annotation, biological process: platelet activation; adenylate cyclase-activating adrenergic receptor signaling pathway; regulation of vasoconstriction. The transcript has a single exon. The coding region runs from base 244 to 1602 and encodes 452 amino acids. NCBI's taxonomy places the organism in Eukaryota, Metazoa, Chordata, Actinopteri, Carangiformes, Carangidae. Gene Ontology annotation, cellular component: membrane.
GACGCCACUCAACUCCUGACAAACAGGAGAUGAGGAGACUGUUUCAGACUGCAUGGGAGAUGAUUUUGUAUAUAAGUAACUUAUCUUGAUCAACAGGCGGCAGAAAACCUGCACACACUCCGUGAAGUCUGGAGUCUGUUCAUGCGCGCCUAUCCAUGUCGUCAGAUUUGUAAAUUGGCCGCGGUGCCGUGCGUUUUUCCUUUUGAUGGACUCUUCAGUCUAUAGAAGAGUGGAUGUGAAUUCAUGCCAACACUCAACCGGUCCAGGAUAUGUGUGUAUAACGCGCACAUAGUCGGGAUGGAAUCGUUCAACGCCAGCGGAAUGGACGCGUUCACGGUGAUCCAUCUGAAUUCCUCCUGGAGCCUGGACAGUGGAUAUUCUCUAGCAGCGAUAGCCAGCAUUGCUGCGCUUGUAAGUUUCCUCAUUGUCUUUACGGUUGUUGGAAAUAUUCUGGUGGUUAUUGCUGUGUUAACGAGCCGGGCGCUGAAAGCCCCCCAGAACCUCUUUCUAGUGUCUCUGGCCACCGCGGACAUCCUGGUCGCCACUUUGGUGAUGCCGUUUUCCCUGGCGAACGAACUCAUGGGCUACUGGUAUUUCGGGAAAGUUUGGUGCGGUAUUUAUUUGGCUUUGGAUGUUUUGUUCUGCACUUCGUCUAUUGUGCAUCUGUGCGCAAUAAGCCUGGACCGGUACUGGUCCGUUACGCAGGCUGUAGAGUACAACCUGAAGCGGACUCCUAAGCGCGUCAAGUGCAUCAUCUUAAUUGUGUGGCUUAUAUCUGCUUUCAUCUCAUCUCCGCCGCUCAUAUCUAUUGACAGCAACAACGACACCAGCUCUCAGCCUCAGUGCGAGCUGAAUGAUGACACUUGGUACAUCCUCUCCUCCAGCAUCGCCUCCUUCUUCGCUCCCUGUUUAAUCAUGAUCCUGGUGUAUAUCAGAAUAUACCAAGUGGCCAAAACCAGAACCAGAGGCAUGUCGGGAAAAAAUCCCAGGCCAGAUGGUGUUACACAAACUGAGAAUGGACUGAGCAAAGCCACCUCCCCUUUCCACGGGGAGAGAGAGAACGGUCACUGUCAGUGCCCGCCUACGCCCAGCCAACGCACCAUCACCAUCGGGGCACAGACUGAGGAUGCUGACAUGGAGGAGAGCUCCUCCUCAGAGGGCAAAGGUCACAAAGCCCAUCAGCAGCAGGAUUCUCAGAGAGCCAAGAGGGCCAGCCAAAAGAAAAGCUCCCUCUCCAAACACUCCACCCGCAUCUCUAGAGUUAGUAACAAAUCCAUGGACCUCUUUGCCUCCAGGAGGAAACGUCGCCGGAGCUCCUUGGCCAGGAAAAAGGUCUCUCAAGCCAGGGAGAAGAGGUUUACAUUCGUCCUGGCUGUGGUCAUGGGGGUUUUCGUUGUGUGCUGGUUCCCCUUUUUCUUUAGCUACAGCCUGUACGGUGUGUGCAGGGACUCCUGUAAGAUCCCUGACCCACUCUUUAAAUUCUUCUUCUGGAUUGGCUACUGUAACAGCUCCCUGAACCCCGCCAUCUACACCAUCUUCAACCGGGACUUCAGACGAGCCUUCCACAAGAUCCUCUGCAAGUCGUGGAAGAAGUCCUUUUAGAUCUAAAGCAGAGCUGCUGCACCGUGACAAUCUUAAAGGGAAUAUCAAAGCGAAUUUUAAAACAAAAAACAACAAAAAAAAAAAACAGAAGCCCGUUUCGUCUGUCACUGCCACUUGUUACGUCACAUUGUCCUGUUGUAAUUCAGUCAUGGCAGCGCGCACCCUGAUCCACCCACUGGGUGAAGCUUCAAGAUGAAGUAUGUUUCCACCACAGGCUUCUUACAGGCUUUCCCGAUCGGAUUAGUGAGCUCCACAUUUCUUUUAUUCCUACUGAAGUGUGCUUUAAUGCUUUAUAGUGCAUCAUCAUCAUGAAUCAACCUCUCUAUAACUUCCACUCAAGCUGCACACAUGGCUGACUUUACCUGCUAGAGGGCCCCAGGGGCAAAAACAAGCUCCAGUACCCCCUCAACCACCUCGCUUCAGUUUCUCCCACUCUCUCUGCAAUGUGUACAAUUUUUUCCUUUUUUUGUGCUAGAAUAACUAGCUAGAACUACUUGGCCACAGAUUUGCUGUGUGAUAAUUUGAUUUACAUAAUUAACUUAAAACAUAUAUGCACGAUAUUGAGUAAAUGACAUUUUUAAAACGAUUUUUUUUUUGACACAGGGAUUCUAUUUCUUCUAAUCUUUUACAUGAAAAAUUUGAUACGACUAAUGUCUGCACUGUAAAUAUGUAGGUAGAGCACAAAUAUGUAGCCAGCGGGUUAGCUUAGCUUAGCAUAAAGACUGGAAGCAGAGAAAAAGUAAGUCAGUGAGCCCAUCUUUGUCUUAAGGUAACAAAAUCUACCUCAUGGCACCUGUAACACUCAUUAAUUAGCAUCUUACUCUCAUCUUUUACAAUCUGUACAAAAACCGAAGUGUAAAAACAACAAUUCGAUGUUCUACAGGGGACAGUAUGCUGGUCUUGGAUGAGACUGGUUGCUAGGCAACCCGGGGGAAAACCAUCACCCUGUGUUGUGCCAUCAGGACAAGGAAGGCAAGCAGUGCUUGACCAGCUAAAAUAGACAUGAAUUAUCUCAAAGCAGCGUUCUGUCCCAUAGAGGAUGGGAGGGUUGAUCUGCAUAUUGAGGCAAGAAAAUACAGGAUUCUGUAUUGUCACAGGAGUGCGUCAUUGUCAGUGAAUGGAAAAUAUUUUGAGAACCACCACACCACAUUAGUGUUUUUUUUAGAUACUUUUCCUAUGCGCUGCAUAUUUGCUAUUUUUAGUGUCAGUUUAAAGGAAUAAUCCUAAUACUUGCUCAGCCAGGAAGGAGAGCAGAAAGGUGAAGAUGUCCAGGCAGAGUGCAGCAAAAUGCAGGAGAGACAUUCAGCACAAAAUCAUGAGACAGGACAGGCCCUGAAUUUAAGAGAGACUGGCUCCUACUGCUGUGCUGAAAAGGUCUGAUGUAGUCUGGUCCAUUUUUCUCACAUCUGUAAAAGUCACUGCACGCCACUGCCAUCAUCCAGUCUGCAUGCUAAGCUAAAACUGGCUGCAGGCUGCAGCUACAUAUUUACAGUGCAGACAUGAGGAUGCUGUUGAUCUUCUCAUCUCACUUGCAGCAAGAAAGCUUAAAGGACUUUUUCCCGGAAAUGUCCAACUAUUCCUUAAGAUUGUGUCAUAAGGAACGUCCUGCCUCGAGGCCCUUAUUUCGGUGUUGUGCUUCGGUUCUGCAUGUUUGUAAAAAAACGAAACAAAAAACGUUUCAAUUCAAUAAGCACAAACCAGUUCGGUUCACACAGUAAGUCUGGAGCCUGGAGCAGUUUAACCACAGUAAUUUUCACUUUUCAAAGUGUUUCAUUUAAAUAACUUGUAAAGGCCUGAAAGGCUCAAACUUUUUGAUUCUCUCUCACGACCCCCCUGGUUUAUCUUAGGAGCUCUUUGAGGAGCCAAACGACUUACUCUAAAUGCAACCUUUUUCUUUCUUUUUCUUCUUGUAUGCUUGCCAUGAUGUUGUUGGCCAUGUCAGCUUUUACAUUCUCUGCUGUAAACAGACUAACACGGUCCGAAUGACAGGAAUAACAAUAGCUGUGUUCUGCAUGUACCUGGAUUCUGAGUGUAUCCGUGCAUAACAUGGCUGACAAAUGGCAAAGCACAACAGCAGACUGACUCAUCAGAGUCCUGGUCUUACUGGACCUUAAAGCUUCGAGAAGGCACUGAGAAGGGCUGACGCUGCAGACUAAGCUACAUUUUCUUUAUGAUGUGCGAAACAGGUCAUUAUUUUAAACUACUGAGUAUUUAAGUUCAAAUCCAUUUAUUUUUCAAGAAACUACCUCUGUUUUUUGUUUGUUUAUUUUUUGCUGUUUUUGGAUUUAUAUUUUGCAAAGUGCAGUACACAUCUUUCCUCUGCUUAAGCUGUCUGCUGUCAUGCAAAAAUAAAAG